Messenger RNA from Rotaria sordida, 705 nucleotides. The record is from the annotation of a GenBank genome assembly. Lineage: Eukaryota; Metazoa; Rotifera; Eurotatoria; Philodinida; Philodinidae.
AUGCAUCAUAAUGAAUUUCAAUAUUCAGAUUUGUUGAAACCGGAAAUAUUAUCAAGUGAUGAUAACGGUCGUACAAAAUCAUAUAAAAAACUCUCAAAACAAUGCUCAUUUCAUAAUUUAACAAAAGUUCUAACUGCAGACGACAGUCACGACAAUGAUGAUUCAAAUUGGCCAAAGACAACAGCAGCUAAUAAACGAGUGUUACUUGAUAAUAUUAGUGGCAUUGUUCAUCCUGGAGAGAUAUUAGCUAUAAUGGGAGUAUCAGAACCUACAACCGGUCUCGACAGUGCUUUAGCCACAUCGUUGAUUCAAUUAUUAAGAAACUUAGCUGAUGAACAGAGAAAGACAGUUAUUCUUUCAAUUCAUCAGCCUUCUUCACAGAUAUUUCAAACAUUUGAUAAAGUUAUGCUUAUCUCCCAAGGCGCAAUAGUUUUUAUGACAAAUGAAAAACAAUGGAAGAAUUUUAAGAUUAAUUUUCAUGGUACAGCCUCAGAAUUUCCAGGAAAUAAAAUUUGUGGAACGAUUAAUAUCGAACCUGAUUCAGCUCGACAACUUAUCGAAAAAUUUAUUUUACUCGUUAAUGAUCGUUAUUGUGGUGAAUUUGAUCAUUCUUAUAAGUCUAUAUCAAUAACAGGUUUCGAUAUAACUAAAGAAGAAAAUCUCAUAAAAAUUCAAAUUCAAGCACUUCCUUAUAAUAAAAAGUGA